Molecule: messenger RNA, 1557 nt
Organism: Lachancea thermotolerans CBS 6340
Lineage: Eukaryota; Fungi; Ascomycota; Saccharomycetes; Saccharomycetales; Saccharomycetaceae
Exons: 1
Coding region: 1-1557 (518 amino acids)
Cellular component (GO): cytoplasm; ubiquitin ligase complex
Molecular function (GO): protein binding
Source: RefSeq, a predicted model, not a curated record
AUGAGAAUUGACGGUGACAACUUCAAAGAACUUUGCUAUUGGUGUAGGAUCGGAAGUGUCGAAAAUGUCGAUAGGCUCGUUUCGACAGGCGUGAACCUUAACCUGAAUGAUGAAUUUGACAAUUCACCACUUUUCCUGGCCAGUUUGUGUGGAAACGAAGAAGUGGUGAAAUUACUUCUAAAGAGAGGCGCAGUAUGUGAUAGAGACAGGUUCGAGGGCGCGAGAUGCAUUUAUGGCGCACUGACAGACUCCAUUCGAAAUAUUUUGUUGGCUUUCGAUAUUUCGAAGGCGGUCGAUUCAAAGCAGCCUUUCGCGGCGCACCUCUCGUCACUUCUAACUGAUCCGUCAAUCAGAAGUCACGACAUAGUUUUCCAAUUCCCUGGGUUAAAGAACAUUAAACUACACAAGUUUCUUCUAGCAGCUAGGAGUUCUUACUUUGAGGAGAAGUUUCAGGGGCCAUGGAUGGACAAGCAUCUGAUCAAGAUGCCGGAUUGGGUCCCUCAAAAAUCUCUAGAGAUUAUCUCGAGAUUCAUGUAUCUAGUCCCUAUUUUGCAUGAGCUUGGCCCUACAGAAACUGGUAUUGCGAAGAAAUUUUGCAAAAAACUUGAACUUCUCGACCUUUUGGAACACAUCGACAAAGCAAGGCAUAUCGCGGACCCUUCAGAAAAGUCAAAACUUGCAACAGAAUCACAGUUUCGUUUUAGUGAAAGAGCACGGCACCAAAUGCGUGCUUUCGUUGGAAAAAUUAUAAAGCAAAAGAUAUGCCUCCCAGUUGAACAAACGGGCUCUUCGGAAAGAAUCAAAAUGCUCAAGAGUAGCGUCUGUAUACCUGAUGUUUUUGUUGCAGUGUGUGAGAAAAACAGACCUGGUUAUCGUUGGUUCUACCCAUGUCAUAGAUCAAUCUUAGUUCGAUCGGAGUAUUUCAAAAUUAUGUUUUCAUCAAACUUCAAGGAAGCGUCAUCGUAUUCCCAAACACCUGAAGGUACGGUUGACAGAUCGAAGAACUUCCCUGUUAUUUCGUUUCCAUGUAGCGACUCUGCGGUUGCCGAAUUGAUACUUGCAUACCUGUAUUACGAUAACACGGAUAUAAGUUGGGAAUUUGCACUUGAUGUGUUAGUGGCUGCUGAUGCCCUUUUCACGGAUAGGCUCAAGACCAUGGCAGCAGUAGCCAUAAUGCAAUCCACGGAGUUUUUGAAUCAUCAUUCUAUAUUUGAGGUCCUCUACGUCGCCUGGGACACGAGAAUGGAAAGGUUAGAACAUUAUGCUGCGGAAGUGAUUGCGAACGAUUUCAAGUUCUAUUGUCACGACCCUCGAUUUGAGGAGGCGGUUAUAAAAAGUUCUCGAAGGAUUCAAAAUCGGCAAGAAGCCGACACAAUUGAGUUGGUGGACGACAUAAGGUAUCAAUUGUUGAAAAAGCAUAACGUAGAUACUGAAGAAUUUGAAGAGAUCUCUUGGGAUGAGGUCAUUACGGAGCCGUCAAAAACCGUACUUUCACCUUACAAUAAGGACAUAGAGAUGCUUGAGGCAUUGUUAAACAGAAUGGGAUUAAUUGCUUGA